CUCCUUUUCCCUCUUCACUCUUCAUACUCUUCCCCUCUCAUACACUUACUAUACACCUACACCUACACCUACACAACACCUUCAAAAUGGCCACAAACAUCACCUACCACGCCAGCGCCCUCACCCGCGCCGAGCGCAGCACCCUCCGCAACCAACGCGGCCUCACAAUCUGGCUGACCGGCCUCUCCGCCUCCGGCAAGUCCACCAUCGCCGUCGAGCUCGAGCACCAGCUGCUCCGCGAGCGCGGCGUCUCCGCCUACCGCCUCGACGGCGACAACGUGCGCUUCGGCCUCAACAAAGACCUCGGCUUCAGCGAGAAGGACCGCAACGAGAACAUCCGCCGCAUCGCGGAGGUCGCUAAGCUCUUCGCGGACAGCGCCUCCAUCGCGAUCACUUCGUUUAUCUCGCCUUACAAGGCGGACCGGGACACUGCGCGCGCUCUGCAUGAGGUCCCUACCCCUGGUGAGGAUACGGGACUGCCGUUUGUGGAGGUCUACGUUGAUGUCCCCGUCGAGGUUGCUGAGCAGCGGGAUCCCAAGGGUCUGUAUAAGAAGGCCCGUGAGGGUGUGAUUAAGGAGUUUACGGGCAUCUCGGCCCCGUAUGAGGCGCCUGAGAGGGCGGAGGUGCAUAUCAAGAACCAUGAGUUGCCUGUCCAGGAUGCUGUGAAGCAGAUUAUUGAGUACCUUGAUUCGAAGGGGUACUUGCCGCCUAAGAAGGAGUAGAUUCCUUUCUUUCUUGGUUGUGGUUUUGAGUUUUACAGUUGUUGUUGUUGUUGUUGUUGUUGUUUAUCUUCAUGUAUAGAUCUGCCUUGAUAGAUGGAGGUUUGGUGCAGGAUUUUGCUAUAUACCUUGUCUCUGUACAUACUGCCUAUCUAUGGCCCAAUUCAUCAUACUUAU
This is a messenger RNA of Aspergillus campestris IBT 28561, 896 nucleotides long. Its product is annotated as adenylyl-sulfate kinase. The record is from RefSeq and is a predicted model, not a curated record. Gene Ontology annotation, molecular function: ATP binding; adenylylsulfate kinase activity. NCBI's taxonomy places the organism in Eukaryota, Fungi, Ascomycota, Eurotiomycetes, Eurotiales, Aspergillaceae. Bases 87 to 722 code for a protein of 211 amino acids. Gene Ontology annotation, biological process: sulfate assimilation. The transcript is spliced from 2 exons.